AUGGCUGAGGUAUUUCGCAAUGUUGCGUACGUCCAGAUCGAUCCUGUCACUCGACGGGAGAUUGAAGAGCUGCAUCAGGCUAAUAAUACAGCAGAGCUAGAGCUGCGUCUGCGGAAUCGAAUUGAAUUCGGUACAGCGGGUCUGCGAGGUCGAAUGGCUGCUGGCUUUUCGUUCAUGAAUUGCCUCACGGUUAUUCAAGCAUCCCAGGGACUUGCCAAACACAUCGAAAGUCAAGGCAAAGAGUUUGCUUCGAAAGGAGUCAUCAUUGGGCAUGAUGCUCGUCAUCAAUCCCACAAAUUUGCUCAGUUGGCUGCCAAUGCAUUUGUAGCACUGCAAAUUCCAGUCAAAUUUGUGAAUGAAUCGGCUCCCACUCCGCUCGUUGCCUUUGGAGUGAAACACUUCAAGGCAGCUGCUGGUGUGGUAGUGACUGCGAGCCACAAUCCGCCUCAGGAUAACGGCUAUAAAGUCUACUCUAGCAAUGGAGCUCAGAUCAAUCGUCCAGAAGACGCAGAGAUCGCGCAGUCUAUUCUCAAGCACUUGGAACCUUGGCCUAGGGCCUGGGAAGGAGACCGAUGCUCGGGCGAAUACUUCGACAAGGAGGCUCUCCAUGAGAUCUUGGCACCCUUCCAAAGCCGUGUCAAGCAAUAUGCAAUCUCAACUGUGUCCGAAACCUACCCCACUAGGCCAUUCAUUUACACUCCUAUGCACGGGGUAGGCGCAAUCCGCAUUGACCCUUUGAUGAAGGAAAUGGGUAUGCGUCAAGGCCAAGAGUAUAUCAUUGUUCCUCAGCAAGCUCAGCCGGACCCCAACUUCUCGACUGUCAAGUUCCCCAACCCCGAGGAAGCUGGAGCACUGGAUCUCGCAAUAAAAGUGGCUGAUGAAGAGAACAAAACACUAAUUUUUGCCAAUGAUCCUGAUGCGGACCGCUUUGCGGUGGCUGAGAAGGUCGAGGGCAAAUGGUUCCUUCUCACAGGAAACCAUGUCGGUGCUCUUUUCGCAUCUCACCUCUUUGAUACCAUUGACUCGUCCAAAGAUGCAUCAAAAAUCACGGUGUUGACAACAACUGUCUCGAGCGGUAUGCUCCAGAAAAUGGCCGAAUCGAAAGGGAUCCAAUUCAAGGAGACCCUCACCGGCUUCAAAUGGAUGGGAAAUGUGGCGCAAGAUCUCGAGAAGACUGGCCAAACAAUUCUAUUUGCAUAUGAAGAGGCCCUUGGCUACAUGUUCCCGGCUGUGAGCUACGACAAGGACGGAAUUACCGCCAUGUCUGUCUUUUCCAUGGCAGCCGCCAAAUGGCAAGCCCAGGGCUUGACGGUAUUCGGCAAGCUGCAACAGCUCUUUGCCGAAUAUGGCCAUCAUGAGACUCUGAACAAUUACUUCCGAUCUUCCAGUCCCCAGCAAACUGCCGAGCUCUUCCAUGGGAUCAGAAACGGCCCAUUCCUGCCAAAGAUGCAGUUUGGAAAAUUCAAGAUCCUGCGUUGGAGAGACUUGACCGAGGGAUUUGACACUGCAUCCUCUGAUCACAAGCCCGAUCUGCCCGAGGAUCCUACCAGUCAGAUGGUCACCCUCUGGCUAGAAGGGGGAGUGCGCUUCACAUUGCGUGGCUCGGGUACUGAGCCUAAGGUGAAAUGUAAGACUACCCAUUCCAGUGAUGCCAACGUCGCAGAUGUUCUAACCGAAAUGCCUUUAGUCUACAUCGAAUGCUGCAGUGACUCUCGCGGGGACGCCGUCAAGUCUGUAUGCGAUGCAUUUUUCGCCAUCCUGAAAGACUGGGUCCAACAAUAUGCUCCUUCGAUGACAUACAGCAAUGAGCUUUCCACCUCGUCUGGGUCCGUUUUGCUUGUGGACAAAGAGACACUGGCCGCUUGA
Messenger RNA from Penicillium diatomitis, 1866 nucleotides. Its product is annotated as phosphoribomutase PRM15. Lineage: Eukaryota; Fungi; Ascomycota; Eurotiomycetes; Eurotiales; Aspergillaceae. Bases 1 to 1866 code for a protein of 621 amino acids. Gene Ontology annotation, biological process: carbohydrate metabolic process; purine ribonucleoside salvage. The transcript is spliced from 8 exons. Gene Ontology annotation, molecular function: phosphopentomutase activity; magnesium ion binding. The record is from RefSeq and is a predicted model, not a curated record.